AUGAAUCAAAUCCGAGCUAUACAAAACCUGAGUUUGAGGGAGCUGGAGAGCGGUAUUUUAUCACCUUCUGCUUCAUGGCAUAAUGAGUAUAAGGAUCAAGCGUAUAUAUACGUAGGAGGCCUCAAUAAAGAUCUUACAGAAGGUGAUGUGCUGACUAUCUUUUCUCAAUAUGGCGUUCCUGUGGAUGUGAAGCUUGUAAGAGAUCAGGAAACCGGUGACUCAAAGGGAUUCGGCUAUUUGAAAUACGAAGAUCAGCGAUCCACAGCGCUUGCGGUAGAUAACUUGAACGGCACAACCAUUGCGGGGAAGUCACUUCGAGUCGAUCAUACAUUUUAUACACCGCGAGAUGUUGACAGAGACUACAACGAAGCCGUCAAGACAGAGUUAGAAAGAGAUCUUGCUGGAAUUCCUAAGCUAGCGGAUACCUCCGAAUUGCUUAUCACAUCGACAUCAAGGGCCGGAAACGAAUUCGAAGAUCCUAUGGCACAGCAUAUAUAG
Lachancea dasiensis is the source of this 498-nucleotide messenger RNA. The record is from the annotation of a GenBank genome assembly. Lineage: Eukaryota; Fungi; Ascomycota; Saccharomycetes; Saccharomycetales; Saccharomycetaceae.